Molecule: messenger RNA, 1855 nt
Organism: Rhodofomes roseus
Lineage: Eukaryota; Fungi; Basidiomycota; Agaricomycetes; Polyporales; Fomitopsidaceae
Product: Alpha/beta hydrolase family-domain-containing protein
Exons: 8
Coding region: 105-1694 (529 amino acids)
Source: RefSeq, a predicted model, not a curated record
CUGCGCCUUCAACGACUGGUGACUGGAACUUGGUCGAAGUCAGCUGAGCUCGGUUCUCUGCUUCGGAACUGAGGUCUUUCUGAAGCCCGGCCGGCGCGCGCCAGAUGGCGCCGCGACCCUCCUUCGACGCGUUCGUGAGUGAAUAUGACGCCGUCGGGAAAGUUGAACGGCCGAAGCUGUGCUCGAGGAUGGUAUAUGUUGACGUUGGCAUUGGCAUUGGCACCGAACACCUAUAUAGACAACACCUCAAUACAUCCAACGGCGGCAUGGACGGCACGACGGGCUCCCGACUAUCACUGCCUAGGACUUGGUCUGGUCGCCGUUGUCCGCGAAGAAUCAGGGAACUACUUCCAAUGCUGGAUGGUGUUCAGGACCCAGCCGCUCUGCCGGAUCUUCCUUCCCUUCCCCGAACCUUUUCUGAGUCAUCCUUCCUGCUGACAACACAUCUUGUACCCGCCGCUCUCCCUAGGUCAAGCCCAGACGCGGCUCUACCGGAUGCACCUCUGCCGUCUGCAGACAAAGACAAGCGGGAUGCAACUGCCAUAGAGGCUGCUAAUCUGGUCAUCUCGAUGCGACAGAGGCAAUGGAACGGAGAACUCCCGGAGUCAAACAGCAUCAAACCGCCUUGGGUUUGUCUCAAUCGCUAUGUGAGGCGAGAAAUCAUAGGGAACGAUGCGCGUAAGGGUGUGACGCUCUUACUUCUCCCCGCCAACGGGUUUCCCAAGGAGAGUUGGGAGCCCAUGAUAUCUCAUCUCGUGGAAGCGCAGCGACAAUCCGAUUUUCAGCCUCUCGUGGACGAAGUAUGGGCCUGGGAGGCCGUCAACCACGGUGACGCCUUCCUAGUCAACAAGCAAGAUCUGGGCAGCAUAUUUGAUUGCCGGGACAAUGCACGCGACAUACUACAAUUCAUGCUACACUAUAUGCCUGAGCACUCCUCCACUUCCGUUCUCCCUACUCAUCUCGCCCGACUUCCAGAUGCUACUGCACGUCAACGGCGACUUCACGGCCUCCGGAAGCGGAUGGUUGUUGGUGUAGGCCAUUCUCUUGGCGGUUGUUCGAUCGCUCGGGCUGCGAUUGAUGUUCCUGCGCUGUUUUCUUCCCUCAUCCUCGUCGAGCCUGCUAUCGUACCUCAUCCAUGCUCCGGGCCUGUCGUUGACGAACGUGCCUUUCCCUAUAUUGUGAACGCAUUGAAGCGCGAGAGCAUAUGGCCAUCUCGCGAAAACGCCCGUAACGUCAUUCGCGCAUCGACCUUCUUCCAGACGUGGGACCCGGAAGUCUUCGACAACUACGUGGAAUACGCUUUGUAUGAAGACCGAGACGGUGCCAUCAAGUUGAAGACACCCCCUGUUCAGGAAGCAUUGGGUUUCUCGGACGUCUUGACCAUGUGCGAGACAUGGGAUCUUCUCGAUGAACUGGACGAGCGGGUCGAGCUUCGCUUUAUUGUCCCGGGUAAGCAGAGGCAGAGGUCAGUACACCAGUGGUCAAAAAGCAGAACUUUAGUACACGUGCUCAAUGUGAUCUGCAGGGAAGACGGUAUCCGCGAGAUGACCGUGUGGAGACGACCGAUGAAUUCCUCCAAUAUCAUCUUUCCUAGUGCGGGACACCUGAUUGUGCAGGAGACACCAAGAGAGCUGGGCCAGGAGAUACAAAGCUUCUUGCAGCGUAAGUACGGGUCAUCGGGGUCGAGGCUCUGAGGCGCGGGACGCUAUAUUCUAGUACUACCAACACCAAUUGUUGGACGCGUCGACUCUUGGUUCUGAAGAUGGCCCAUCUAAAUGUUGUUUCAGGGGCAUGAUUAUAUGUCGGAGUCCUUGUUCGUACCCUGACCAACCAGCUAGAUUUGAUUGAUGCUAUG